ACAAGCGAACGAGCUGUGCAUUUUUGCAAUAACCUAACUUAUUUGUUAUUAUUUAAGUAAAAGUUCAUAAUUUCCUGUAAUUAACGUAAGGUACUGUUGUAAGAAUGCCGACUUGGAAUCAAAUUCAGUCUCAAUUGAGGCACCCCAACAAUCCCGUAGUAUUCUUCGAUAUUACUGUUGGAACAAUGGAAAUAGGGCGAAUGAUUUUUGAGUUAUUUGCUGAUGUUGUACCCAAGACUAGUGAAAACUUCAGAGAAUUUUGUACCGGCGAAUACAGAAGGGAUGGUGUACCUUUAGGGUACAAGGGUGCUACGUUUCACAGAGUCAUCAAAGAUUUCAUGAUACAAGGAGGCGAUUUUGUAAAUGGAGAUGGUACUGGUGUCAUGAGUAUCUACGGAGGGAGUACAUUUGCAGACGAGAAUUUUGGCUUAAAACAUGAUUCUCCAGGUCUACUGUCCAUGGCUAACAGUGGGAAGGACACAAAUGGCUGCCAAUUCUUCAUAACUUGUGCAAAGUGCAACUUCUUAGACAAUAAGCAUGUAGUGUUCGGACGAGUCAUUGAUGGAUUAUUAGUUAUGAGAAAAAUAGAAAAUGUACCCACAGGUCCUAAUAAUAAACCAAAAAUACCAGUCACAAUUUCACAGUGUGGCCAAAUGUAAAUAAAAAAAAAACAA
Messenger RNA from Cydia splendana, 674 nucleotides. Its product is annotated as peptidyl-prolyl cis-trans isomerase H. Gene Ontology annotation, molecular function: peptidyl-prolyl cis-trans isomerase activity. Gene Ontology annotation, cellular component: intracellular membrane-bounded organelle. The transcript has 3 exons. The record is from RefSeq and is a predicted model, not a curated record. NCBI's taxonomy places the organism in Eukaryota, Metazoa, Arthropoda, Insecta, Lepidoptera, Tortricidae. Gene Ontology annotation, biological process: protein peptidyl-prolyl isomerization; protein folding. Bases 105 to 659 code for a protein of 184 amino acids.